Misgurnus anguillicaudatus (oriental weatherfish) is the source of this 2672-nucleotide messenger RNA. NCBI's taxonomy places the organism in Eukaryota, Metazoa, Chordata, Actinopteri, Cypriniformes, Cobitidae. The record is from RefSeq and is a predicted model, not a curated record.
ACAUGCUGACGUCAUUCAUUGACAUCUCAGAUUUGCGGAAGAGGAGUGCCAUUUAACUCUUAUCUUCAGGAGCAUUGAAGUUGUUUUUAUCAGAACAGAAAUCAACAUGAACACGAACAAUCACUGAAGAAUCUCAGUCAGUAUAAAACAGUGUAUUUUGACUUAAGUUAUAGAUUUAUGUGUUUAGUUUAGUUGCGGAAGAUAUGAAGAGCUGACGGGACACCAAACAGGACAAGAAUAAAAACAUCUUCAUAUAACUACAUUUGACUCAAAUCAGGAAUAUGGACAUUUCAUAUUUAUUGUUGUGCUUAUUUGUGUAUGGUGUGUUGGCUACUGACACAGAUGAAAUGUCAGUGUUUAUGGGGGAUUCUGUUACGUUACGUAGUAAUGACACCAAAAUACAGAGAGCUGAUCGGAUAGUGUGGGUAUUUGGACAUGAAAACAAUCGAAUAGCUCAAAUCAACAAAGCAGCCAAUAAGUUCUCGAUAUAUGAUGAUGCUGUUGAUGGGAGAUUCAGAGACAGACUGAUGUUAAACCGUCACACUGGAUCUCUCACCAUCACAAACAUCACAGCUAAUCAAUCUGGACUUUAUCAACUACAGAUCAUCAGUGGAAAUGACAUCCUUUACAAAAGCUUUACAAUUACUGUUUCUGGUGUGCAUGAUACUGAAAAGACUGUCAAAGAUGAAGUAAAGUACAUGGAAGUAAAAGUGGGAAAUCCUUUCAAACUGGAGACUGGUGUUACAGACAUGCAAACAUUUGAUCUGAUACAGUGGAAGUCUGGAGAAUUAAACAACAUCACUAACGCAUUCGUUCCCAUAGUUAUAAAGAAUAAAAACAAUAAGAAAUUCUUAAAAGUUGAUGGUAAUCAGAAACUGGGAAACAGAUGGAAGCUAAACAAACAGACUGGAUCUAUUUCAAUCAAAAACAGCAAAACCACAGACACUGGAGUUUAUAAACUAGAAAUCAACAGCAGCACAGAACAAAUCUGCAAGACAUUUUUCAUUACUGUCAGUGUGUUUAAUGAAGAAACACAAGAACAGAAGUCUGUAGAUGUGAGUUUAUCAGUGACGGAAGGAGAAAGUGUGACUCUUGAAUCUGCUGUUAAUGAAAUACAGAGAAAUGAUCUGAUACUUUGGACAUAUGGAGACACUCGUAUAGCUCAGAUGAAUAAAGAGUCUGGCAAGAUCUCAUUAUAUGAUGUAGAUGAUGGGAGAUUUCGAGACAAGUUACUUCUAAAUAAUCAGACCGGAGAUCUCACCAUCACAAACAUCAGAACUGAACACACUGGACUUUAUCAACUAGAGAUUCAUAGCAGUGAGGUUUUAUCAAAGACAUUCAGGGUUACUGUCAGUGCCCCUCUGCCCGUCCCUGUCAUCAGCAGAAACACACAAAGCUCUUCAUCAUCACAAAGAUCAUCAAGCUCAAAAUGUGUGUUGUUGUGUUCAGUGAUGAAUGUGAGAGAUGUGAGUCUGUCCUGGUACAAAGGAAACAGUUUAUUGUCCAGCAUCAGUGUGUCUGAUCUCAACAUCAGACUCUCUCUACCUCUGGAGGUUGAAUAUCAGGAUACAAACACAUACAGAUGUGUACUCAACAAUACCAUCACAAACCAAACUCAACAUCUGAACAUCAAUCAUCUCUGUCAGAUCACUACUUCAGCACCAGGCUCAGGAAAUAACAUGCCUGCAGCUGUUUUUAUAUUGAUGUUUGCAUUAGUUGUUGCUGCGGCUGGGAUUCUCUAUUAUAUGGCUAGUAGACCAACACACAAAUACGAAACCACUGGACAAGAGCUACAAAAUCUUUUUAAUGGUUCAGUCCCUAGGACAGCUGAUCAGCCAAAUGAUGGUCUGAAUACUGAAGAUAAAGCUGAUCAGUCAACUGCUUAUUUCAAGACAGUAACUGUGAAUGAGGGAGAGUCUGUCACCCUACACCCUUGUGUCAUUGAGGACGAGGAUGAGAUACUGUGGAAGUUUGCUGAAUCCAAAGAUAACACAAUUAAAUCUGAACUCAUAGCUAAAAGGACAAGCACGAACAAUGGGCACAUCAUAUGUAAUAAUGAGAAAUUCAAAGACAGACUCCAAUUUAACAACCAGACCGGAUCUCUGACCAUCACAAAUAUCACAACUGAACACUCUGGAUAUUAUAAACUACUCAUCCCCAGAAAAAAGAUUUCGAAGAUAUUCAGUCUUAUAAUUGUAAACCAAUGAUCAAGAAGAGACAACUAAUAACAGAAAAGGAGCUAUUCGGUGAAACUACUAUAUAAAUACAGCAAAAACAUAAGCUACAUUCAUGCAGUCAGUGUUCAGGACUAACAGAUGGUACUACUGAAUUUCAGUGUAAAUGAAGGAGACUUACGAAAAUGAAGGUCAUGUAUAGUGUGGACAGAAAGCUUUCUGAAACGCACUAUAUUAAACAAGGAUACUUUUCAUUUUAAAAAGAAAAUGCAGUCAUGUAAAAGUGGCCUAAGAUGUGUGACAUGAAACAUAUCACUGUUGUAUAAAAGCAAUAUCGCUCUCGGAGUCGUGUGAUAUUGCUCUAUAUCAUCACAGCUGUGAUUGUCUUGUAUUUUUGUCUUGUUUUCAGUACAAAUAUCUAAAAAUUCUUAAAUUAAAAUGUAUUUUUUGAUGAGCAAAAUGACCUAGGAAAAUAAGUUUCGUUUUUAGACAAAAAAG